This is a messenger RNA of Elgaria multicarinata webbii, 8789 nucleotides long. RefSeq names its product tetraspanin 5 (gene TSPAN5). Gene Ontology annotation, cellular component: plasma membrane. The record is from RefSeq and is a predicted model, not a curated record. NCBI's taxonomy places the organism in Eukaryota, Metazoa, Chordata, Lepidosauria, Squamata, Anguidae. The transcript has 8 exons. The coding region runs from base 46 to 852 and encodes 268 amino acids.
CCCGAGCUCAGGCUGCAAGGAAAAGUGGCUUCAUGAACCCCAAGGAUGUCCGGAAAGCACUACAAGGGCCCUGAAGUCAGUUGUUGCAUCAAGUAUUUCAUCUUCGGCUUCAAUGUCAUCUUCUGGUUCCUGGGCAUAGCAUUUCUUGGAAUUGGACUCUGGGCAUGGAAUGAAAAAGGAGUGCUGUCCAACAUCUCCUCCAUCACUGACUUGGGAGGCUUUGAUCCAGUUUGGCUCUUCCUCGUAGUUGGAGGAGUGAUGUUCAUUUUGGGGUUUGCAGGAUGCAUUGGAGCUCUGCGCGAGAACACCUUUCUUCUCAAGUUUUUCUCAGUAUUCCUGGGAAUCAUCUUCUUCCUGGAGCUCACAGCUGGCGUUCUGGCAUUUGUUUUCAAAGAUUGGAUCAAAGACCAGCUAUAUUUCUUUAUCAACAACAAUAUCCGCGCAUACAGAGAUGACAUUGAUCUGCAAAACCUCAUAGACUUUACACAAGAAUAUUGGCAAUGCUGCGGGGCCUUUGGCGCAGACGACUGGAACCUCAACAUCUACUUCAACUGCACAGACUCCAACGCUAGUCGAGAGCGCUGCGGGGUCCCCUUUUCCUGCUGCACUAAAGAUCCUGCUGAAGAUGUCAUUAAUACUCAGUGUGGCUACGAUGCUAGGCAAAAACCAGAAGUUGACCAACAAAUGGUUAUUUAUACAAAAGGCUGCGUCCCCCAAUUUGAGAAAUGGCUGCAGGACAACCUCACUAUCGUUGCUGGCAUAUUCAUUGGAAUUGCAUUACUGCAGAUAUUUGGGAUCUGCUUGGCUCAGAACCUGGUUAGCGAUAUAGAAGCCGUCAGAGCCAGCUGGUAAACUCGUUGACGGGUGCAGCAAAAGGCACUGGACAACUUCGACUCUCGGACAGUUCCGGUGUGUCACCUGGACGCCAAGCUUUAUGGAAAUGGAUGGUGGGGAAGUCUCAAGUUCUCAAAUAGUUGGAACUGCAUCAGACCCUUGGUCUAUUCCAGAGGGAAAUGCUCCAACUGCUUGCUGAUAAAAGCUUUUAAAAGCUCCUUUUUGAAAUGUGUCAAGCCGUGAAGCUCUACUGUAUCCUUGACUGAGUAACUGGUGGAUGCUCCUUUCUUCUUUCUUCUUCUACUUCUUCUUCCUUUUUUUUUGUGGUAAAUGGUCUGUGUCAGUUGGGACUUCAGUCACAGCGUAGUUUAGUGGGUGUGCUGUUCAUUCCCUUGUUUGGUCACUGCCAAACGUGAGGCAAUUUCUCUCUCUGUUGCACACCAAAGGAAUGGUGUGUUUUUCAACAGACAAAGCAGACCUGGCGCUCCUUCUGGAAGAAAACCCCUCAAAUAGAAAACCACUCGGCUGCUCUGCUUGUUGGCAAGAAAUAAUCCCUCUUCCACAGGACGUUCAAGAUCUGCUCUGUAAUGCCCUCUAUUGGAAACCAGCAACUUUAUUCCUGAGCCUCUUGCAACCUUAUUUCGAAAAGGGUGGUGGUAGAAAUGGGAUUGGCCGUCUUAAUCGGCAGAUUUAAGGGGGGAGGCUGCAGUAUUGAUCCUUCUUCGUGGCUUUUAACAAUUGGCAACAUGUAAUAUAAGAAGAGGUGUGAAAGGGUGAGGUUUCACCCCAACUCUUUAAUAAAGAGAAUGAGAAGUGUGGAGAAGUUGAAAGAGGACCCACCCACCUCAAUUUCAGAUAAAAGAGUGAAUGCUAUGGAAACACAUCUGUUUGGAAUCGUUUUGGAUCUCUUGUGUAAGAUUUGACACAGUUGGAUUAAUGUAUAGGGUGCCCCUUGAAACACUCUCUAGCUGGAUCUUCUGUUUCCCUCCAUUUUCUGCAUGUGGUUGUUAUAUAACCCUUUAAAAACUAUUCAUUGUGACGUUCUUGGUAUCUCUUUUGGGUAAUCUUCCAACUUGCUUAUUUAUUAGCAUCAAAGUGGAUUUGGCAUCUUUUCAUUUUGUACCUGGAGUUUCUCUUAUGGCUUCACUUCCAUUCAGUUGCCCCUGUUGAUUGCUUCUCUCUCUCUCUCUCUGAAAUAGUGAUGUGCUAUUUUAGGUAGAAUAAAAAGGCUUUUAAGACAUGUGAAGUAACCUUUAAAUUUACAUUUUUGAAGUAGGUGAAUUUGGCAAGAAGCGCAGUACAAAGCUCCAACUAGAACAGCAGUCGUAAAAGUUCUUGUUGUUGUUGUUGCAACUGUGUUUCAUUGCGACUGGCGGGUGUUACUUCUAGUGAAUGUGUCAGGGCCUGGGUGUAGGUGUGUAUAUUUGAUUUAUAUUUAAAGUAGCAAUGAAUAAUGCAAAGUUGAUGGUGCCUUCCGUGAAAGAAUUGAAUUUAACUUUUCUUAUCAAGUGGACGAAGUUGGGGUUAAUCCAGUUAUAUUUGGGGGCUGGGAAGUCAGUUAAUUUCUUUUCAGUACAUGGCAGGGAAGAUUAAUGUCUCAAGAUGGAAGCACAGCAUGGAAAAAAUACAUUUCCAGAUACUGCAUAGCAAUUUAGGAACCCUAAUUUGAGAAAGAGAGCUGAAACAAAUUCUUGAUAAACUGCGUCUUCAUUAAAAACAUUUCUUUAUUGUAGUGUGGGUUGAUGGUCUGAAUUAAUGCCUUCUCCAAAGGCUGCCAUUUUGUACCACUCUUUAAAGAACCAAGCAUUCCAAAUACAUUUAUCGUGGUAUUACCUCAUUCUCAAGAGAGCCUCGUACGACCUCUUUUGACUGAAUAUUGGGUGCUGUCCAUACUGUUGAAGAUGGGCAACUGAAGGCCAGCUGCAGUGGCUCUGAAAGUGGUAUUUAUAAACCUCUUCUCCUGAACUACGUAGUUCAGCGAGCUGUGUUGAGUGCAUGUUUAUGUUCUCUUAGCUUUGUUUAGGGCAGGGGUGGACAUCUUUGGGGAGUCCUGGCCCACUUUCUCCUUGGAACCCCCCUUCCUUGCAGGUCACACUCCUGCUGUUGCUGUACUGCUGAAAUUUGGCAGAGAAAGAAAAGCCCCCCAAAUUGAUGGCAAACCCCUGGGCGGGGGUUUGGCAGGGUUUUUUUGGGUAAAUUUUGGCAGUGCAGGGACACACCAGAGGCCAGGGGGCCCAUAUGUCAGCCAGACGUUGCCCACCCCUGAUUUAGGGAGCUACUGAUGUCAAGUAAACAAAUCCUUUUGCCUUGGAGUGGCAGGAUACAAAUACCCAACUGUAACAUUCUGACAGAGCUUCAGGUCUUGAAAAGCUCAGAAGCAGCUUUUCCGAAAUAAGGCCAAACAUCCAAGAUGCUUACAUGCAAGAAUGGGUUUGCUGAAGAAACAUUCCUUAUUGCUUCUGCUGCUACUGCAGGUUUCUGAAGAAGAAUUUCCAUUCUUCUGCUUGAGCCUCUACAGCUCUGGGAUGACUGACUCUGAUCUUGCUUUCCUGUUAAUCGGCUACCAUCACGGGGAUAGGUUUAGCACACCACCUUUGGGGUAAAUGCCUGGUUUUCAGAUUUCUGAUGGGCUGUGUGGCAUAAAUAGGAGCUGUCUUGUUGGUCCCAGAGAAGAGUAGAACUGAAAAAGAUAACGCAACCUUCUGUUUUCCUAGAAACCUGGAAGUUGUGUCUUGUGCAUGCACAGUAGGUGUGUUUCUCUGUGUCUUGCAGGAAAUUGAGAAAAAAUAAAUGUGGUGGGUUUUUUUUUUUUAAAAAAAAGACCGAAAACUCCUCUUUAUAUUUCUUCUGCCCUAUAUUCACUAUCUCUUUUGGCAUCUUCACCAAACAUAAUAUCUUGGAUCUUAUGAUUGGAUAAGUCCUGCAUUAACAUUGUUAAACGGAUUGAGGAGCUUAACAUCAAGCAUCUACAAGAUUGUACCCAGCUUUCUCUAUUCUGCAAAUCCAAAAAGCAUAAUUUUGCUAAAUGUUGUUCUGGCAAUGAUAAUAUUUCCCCCCCAAUACAAUAUUGUGGAUUUGUGUCUACGUGCUUUGAGAGAAGGGAGACCUAGUUCAGUCCUUAAUAAUGCACCAGGUGUGACGCUGCCAAGAGCAUACGCAGGAACUUGUUUUGGGUUACAUCAAGUUCAUCUCUGCAGUGGCUACCCCAGAUUGGCGCACCAUAUAGAAGAUGGGACACAGUCUUGGCUGCAAAGACCUUUAGGGUUGGUUCUACUAAAUGGUGGCCCUCAGUAUAGUGCAGUUUCUUUAUAGGUCCCAAUAGACAGGCAGCUGAAGAUGUAAUUGCCUCGAAAUGGGUAUGCCAUAGGGUAUUUUCAGAGAAAUUAAGCCCUAAAUAUUUGAAUGAAUGACAUUGUUCAAUGCUAUGUCCAUCCAGGGUCCAUUUAUGCUGCUCAUGCCUUUUGGCAAAGACAACCACUUUUGUUUUGCUGUAGUUAAUGGAUAGACCUUCCUGCUUGCAGUAGUUUCCAAAUUUAGUGAGUAAUCUUCUCAUGCCAGUUGAGUUAAUGAAAUAAGUGCCAUAUCUUCAGCAUAAAGCAGAACUGGGACCUUCUGUUUCCCAACCGCAGGAGGGAAAUAGGCAGAAGAAGAAAGCUCCUGAGUUAUGUCAUUUAUAUAAAGAUUAAAUAGAAGUGGUGCCAGAAUAGAGCCUUGUUUGACUCCCCUUACAGUUGGGAUUGAAUCAGUGAGGGAACUUGCCAUGCCAAUUCGAUGUGCAAUAUCGCUAUUGCACAUGGCUGAAUAAUUAAGAUUCCUUCUUUUGUUUGGUAUGUGUUCCUCCUGUUUUUAACAUCCUGUAUAUGGUGUUCAGAUCUCACAGGCUUCAAGAAUCCUACGGUUGACUCUGAAAUUUAGGGAGCCCAUUGGAAGAACUUCACAGAUAACGCACUAAGUUAAUAAACAAGCAAGUGUUUGCUAGCUACUACUGAUCAUGGUGGGCAGUUUCUGAAUGUUGGGACAUAGUCUGUAAGGUGACUUUUAAACUGUCUGUAUGAACCAAUUCCUAGACGUGUAUUCCAUUUCCACAUUAGUUUUACAAGACACAGAGGCAUGUAUGCUAAAUGCAAGCGUGUCUGCAAGAAUGAACUUGCAGAGCAAACCUCACACUAAAAUCUUGUGUAUCAGUAAGCAUUUAUAUCAAACAACCUGAUUUCUCAAAAGUAGUAUCUGUGUCAGGAAGGGAAAGAAGCUAAGCUGACUUUCAACCAGGAUCAAAUGCAAAAUAGCACGUGAUGUGGAAAGAGGAGAGAGUGAGUCUAGUGUGGGCAGAGUUUUUAGACAUCUGUCUGAGAGGAAAAGGAAUCGGCCACCAAAACGUUCAGAACUAUCCCAUGGAGUGUCUGGACCUCCCAAGUCAGCUUUGAAGUUUUCUCAUGUGUUGGGUUUGAGCCUGAUUAUUUGGAUGUUAGAGACUAAUAUUCCCAGCUACUAUGCAUGUCCUUUCUCUGCUCAUCUCUUUUUACUCUUUCUGCUUUUGAGAUGCAAGUAUGCACCCCACCUUGUCUUCUAAAAAUGGUAAAUAUGGGAAGUUUGUUACUUGAUGGCUGAAUCAAAUACUGCCUGCUUAACAAAUUACACAUUAAUUAUGGAUUGUGGUGCUUAGCAAAUCACAUAUGAAACAUACACAUCUGUAUCUGCUAGAUAUAUGGUCACAGUUGUGGAGUGAUGGUGUACCAAAUCCAAAAGCUACUUUUCAGUGUCCUCCAAAUUGUUAGGCCAGUGUUCAUAUUUAGUUUUCCACUAUGCACUUGCUUCCUGGACUAGUGAAUCAACCUGGGCAGAGGCAUUGUGAACUCUAUGGAGUUUUCUUAUUGCUCUAAACUUUUAUUUAAAUAACUGCAAUGUCUAGAAAUACUGAAUUCUCUGAGCUGAGUGAUCCUCUUUGGUCCAAAUGUCAUCACUCCAGUUCUUUUUUUUCCAGUUUGAGGCUGUGGAAACUUUUGUGUGUACGUUUGCUUUGAUUCUCCUCCUGUUCUUGGAGCGGAGUCCUCUCUUCGUUCAGCCAGAUGCUAAUUUUGUUGUGAAAUCAAGACUUGGAACCUGGCCUUCGUUUAGGUUCCAUCUGGUGUGUAAAUAAUCCUUUAAAUGUAAAUAGUAGCAUGCAAAUGAACUGAUCCAUGCACAGGAUUGUGAUUCAUCAUAAAUGUCUAUUUAUACCGAGAAGGAUGUAUGAGGCGAGUUUGCCUGCCCAUUUUAAAACUUAAGCUUUGUAUUGCUAUUGGUUCAAUUCUGGAAUGCUUUAAUAGCCUACCAUCUAGUGUCUGCUUGGCAAAACUGCAGCUUGAUGGACUGCCCACAGACUUUUUAUUCAUUCAGGAGCUGCUUGGGAUCUCUUCCUUCUACUGCCCGCUUGGGGAAUCGAUUAUAUUAUUACCUGCUGCAACUUCAGGAGCUUCAUCUACUACUGCUGUGUUGUCCUAAGAAUAAAUCUGUAUCUUCAUGGCUCACACUUACCAAAGACGGCUGAAGGGAACACUCAAGGUCUGCUCUCCUGAAAUGCCUGCCUGGUCAUAACACUAAGCUCAAUUCAGCAAAUAUCGGUGUGGGUCUGAGCAGGUCCACAGCCGCCAUGCUCUCUCCAUUCUUCCCAAACAUCAGCAGAGCGAGGAUCUACAGCUGCUUGUGCCCCACUCCUCUGCUUUAGUUCUAUACUAGUUGGAGUUCCCUAAAUUGGGCUGGGAGUAUACCUUUCAGGUUGCCUUUAUUAUUAUUAUUGCUUCUGUAUCUUUUAACACUCCUGUUUGACACGCAGAAAUGAAGCUAACAAGCAUCUUGUGAAAACAGUGGAGGACUACAUGCCCUGCAUUGGCCCAACCAUGGGGCUCCUUCUGCUGUGCAGAAGGGCAGGGGGAACCAUUCCAGCUCAUCUUGGGUCAGGGGUGCUUUUGACGACAGGUUGCCCUGAGUGCGUUCAAUCCUUGAAGAGAGUUCCGUACCUGAUGCAGCUGAACUAAUUCUGUAAGAGUCUCUAGUCUCAUUCUUUGUGUAUGAAGCUUGUCUUGAACAUGUGCUGUUAAGUUUCUUCAGUUCAAUGCUAACUCUUGAUGCUUCCAGACUUCCUAUAGUUCUCAGUCUUAAUUAUAGAAAGUGUUAUUAGAGAAUGCACAUCUUCCUGGUUAGGGAUAUUUCAACACAGAACUCCCGAAAGUCUGCUUUCUAGUUUGUAUAUAACCACUCGCAUAGAGGUCACCAUGUCUGGUGCGACAUGUUUGACAGGUGGAAAAUGUUGCACUGUUUUUCUUUUCCAAUCCAGUGCAACAUGUUUCAGGGCAGAUUUGUGAGCAGGAUAGAUUUCCUUCAGGCUCCUGUUCAUAUCUUCCUUGUACAACAAAAUUUUGGUUUUCAAUGUUGAUGAACCUUUUCUCUGUGUGGCUCCACAGGAAUUGUUGCCAAAACAUCGUGUGGACAAAACGCAACAAUAGAACUAGUUUCUGGGCUUGACGCAAUGGGGGAAGUGAGUAGUAAUACUUGAAGGACAAAGAAAAAAAGUGCCCUCUCCUUUUUCUAAUCGGUAUUGUGUUAAAUUGGGAAUUGCUACUUCCUCUCCUCUCCUCCUUGGUGAUAUAUGAGCAUCUUCCCUAGGCAACUUAGGGGGUUGCGGUUCCAUCUCAUGGUCAAUGAGAGUGAGCCUCAGUCCCUCUUCAAAGAUUUUACCUAGGCUGAAGAUGCUGUUUCCAUGGUGGAUAAAUAGGUGGGAUUGUCCCCAUCAUAUCUAAACAUGAACACCCAUUUUUGCAGGAAGCAGUACUGCACAAUCUUCUCCCCACGUUUGGUGUUGGUGUGGAAUGCCCACACCAUAAGUUACAUUGUGACCGGUGGAAGGAGAUGUCUAGGGUCUUCAGCAUGGGUAAGCAUUGAACCAGGCCACUUCCUUCUGCAGCCCCGAAUCCUUGCCUUCUGCCUCUCGUUACAUGUAGAUGUCAUGGAGGAAGAGAAGAAGUAUACUUCAGUUCUUAAUAGGAUACCCAAGAAUCGCCUUACCUGUGCGAGGACAUUAGGGUUGGCUUUAUCUGUGUAACACUGCACAGUGCACUGGGGUGGGGGAGAGUGUGUAUGUAUGCUCUUGAUGAAGUUAAGCACCUAAUAAAACUCAGUAUCAGUCACACUGAACCACGGUAGAUACUACUUAAGGGCAUGAAUGAUGGUAAAAUAAGCUACACCUGUAAGUUCUCACUGCAUAGUAUGUGCCUAGCAAAAGAUUAGCCUGAAGCAAGUGUGCUGUUCAUACUCAAACAUUGAAGAAGCUUAGGCAUGGAGGUCUAUGACGUUGCCUGGUUCUCAAACAUUAAAAAUACUGACUUCCCUUCCAAGUGUCUCUUCCCUAAAUCAUUGCACGUUGUAAUGGAAGGAGGCACUCAGUGUAAUUACCAUUGCGUUGUGCGUUUUCUUCUUUUUAUACGAAUGUAUUUUCCUGUGUUGAAAAGUCUUGUAAAUUGAAAAAAAAAAAUUGAUUGUAAAAGCCAAUUACACUUACUGAGGAUGGAAAGUAUUGUUAUAACAGAACUGCAUGCCAGUACAAUUUGACUGAGAUUGUGUUGUCUCAUUUCCACUUGGUCACGCUCGGUCUAUAAGUGGACAUAUUUUGCUUAUUUGCCAUCUUUCCUUCACAUUAGAAUAUGGUAUAUCGCAGCCCAUUUCAGUAGAUGUAACUGGACUUAAACAUGAAGUUCACACAACUUCUUUGUGUUAGUUUUUAAGGUAUUGAAAGUGGUCAUCAUGCUCUUUGUACCUUUUUUUUUAAUAGAUGCAAUUUUUAGGAAUGUUUUAAUACAUUUAUGAUGGGGCAACAUCGUUUUACUAGUUGUGCAGUAUUCUGUAUUUUACUUGAAGUAAAUCAUUUUAUAUGCAAUUUGUUAGUAUGAUUACAGUUUUAUAAAUAAAAUUGAGUGACAUUU